AAGACAAUGGCGACUCUGCCGAUGGAUAUCAUCAACGACGUCUUCCUCCGUCUCCCCGCUACUACGCUGGUCCGGUGCCGCGCCCUCUCGAAGCCUUGCUUCUCUCUGAUCGACAGUCCUGACUUCGCCACGUCUCAUCUCAAACGCACGCUCGAAACCGAACAGCACCUCAUGAUCUUGCUGCAAUCCGAUCGCCUUCUACGUACCGUACGCGUCGACUCACCGGAUAAACUCUCCGACGUUGAGAGUCCUUUACCAACCGGUGGUUUCACGGAGGUUUUCGGUUCGGUUAACGGUUUGAUCGGUCUAACCAACUCCCCCGUCGAUUUAUCGAUUUUCAAUCCAUCCACUCGCAAAAUCCACCGCUUACCGAUCGAGCCAAUCGAUUUCCCUCAACAUUCCAUCACUCGCGAGUAUGUGUUUUACGGAUUAGGUCACGAUUCGGCGAGUGAUGAUUACAAAGUCGUGAGGAUGGUUCAGUGUAAGCGUAAAGAUGGCGAUGGAGGUUAUCCUUUCGAAAUCAAAGUUUUCAGCUUAAAGAGUAAUAGAUGGAAGAGAAUCCAUCUUCGUUCGGAGGUUCAGAUUCUCGUCACCAACUCCUAUUACAAUCUAACGUACCGUAGUGGGAAUGGUGUUCUUGCUGGCAACAGUUUCCACUGGAUUCUACCUCGAAGUGAAGGAUAUAUCGAAUCCAACACUAUAAUCAGAUUUGAUCUCGCCUCUGAGGCUCUUGGUGUCCUUAGCUUCCCGGAGGUCCUUUACUAUGAAGAUUAUAUGGAUAUAGCUGUGUUGGAUGGCUGCCUUUGCUUGAUGUGUUACGGCGAUUUUAGCCGUGUGGAUGUUUGGAUUCUGAGGGAGUAUGGAGGAAAAUGGAGUAAGUUCAUUACGGUGGUGCCGACAUCGGAGACUGUGGUGUCGCUUGAGUUUGUAAGGCCUAUGAUCUACUCCAAGGACAGGAGGAAGAUUUUGUUUGAGAUAAACAAUGGGAAGCUCUUUUGGUUUGAUUUGGCGAGUAAGAGUUUUGAAGCGCUUGGAGUAAAGGGUUAUGAUGAGGGUCGUCCAUGGAAUGUAGAAAUUGUUGUGAGUAGCCUUGUUUUGGGAUGUAAAGGUGAUCCUCGCAGAGCUCCAGAAAAGAGAAUGAUGCAGAAGGGUAACAAAAGGAGCGAUGAUUUUCUGUCCAAGGGAUUUAAGCUCAAGUUGUGAGCAAAGCAAGUGAACUUCAAAGCCCAAAACUUUAUAAAGGUUCAGGGCGUAGGCGGGAUAGGGAAUGGUUUGAAGCUGCUUCAUCAAAAUCCUAAUCCCAUAUUAGUUCUUAAUACUAAUUAGCUUUAACUAUGUAGUACAUAUAUUUUGUAAGAGAAGACUUACAUUCUCAUCUAAAAUAGCCAAACGGGGAUUUUCAGUUCAUUGUGCUUAGUUGCAUAUAUUAAAUCUAUGAUCAGAAUGUAAAAUUGCAAGAUGAUUCAAGGACGACAAAAAUUAUUUUAUGAAUCAGAUUGUUGUGUGGAGCGUGAAUUUGAA
This is a messenger RNA of Eruca vesicaria subsp. sativa (arugula), 1521 nucleotides long. The record is from the annotation of a GenBank genome assembly. NCBI's taxonomy places the organism in Eukaryota, Viridiplantae, Streptophyta, Magnoliopsida, Brassicales, Brassicaceae.